Xenia sp. Carnegie-2017 is the source of this 1552-nucleotide messenger RNA. RefSeq names its product beta-1 adrenergic receptor-like. The record is from RefSeq and is a predicted model, not a curated record. The transcript has a single exon. Lineage: Eukaryota; Metazoa; Cnidaria; Anthozoa; Malacalcyonacea; Xeniidae. Gene Ontology annotation, cellular component: membrane; dendrite. Bases 105 to 1184 code for a protein of 359 amino acids. Gene Ontology annotation, molecular function: neurotransmitter receptor activity; G protein-coupled serotonin receptor activity. Gene Ontology annotation, biological process: chemical synaptic transmission; G protein-coupled receptor signaling pathway, coupled to cyclic nucleotide second messenger.
UGCUUACGAUAAACUUGAUAAAAACUGUUUGUUCCGACGCCGAGCGAUUGUGAGGAGAUGACAAAGCAAAAUGGUAACCUUCAAAUUCAAGUAAAAAUGGGACAAUGUUGAGUUAUGACGAAACCUUUCUUGAUAUUAAAAUUGCAUUUUUGAUGAUUACGUUAAUAAUGACGUUGCUUGGAAACUCUAUGGUCCUUAUGGCAAUAUACUAUGACAGUCGUCUGAGAACAGCGAUCAAUUUUUUUGUGGCUUGUCUUGCUACUUCAGAUAUUGCUGUAGCUUUACUCAGUGUCACCAUUCGUUUAUUUACUUUGUUCAGUGAAAAGCUUCGACUUCGUAAAAGCCUAGUUACCAUGACACUGUGCAGAUUUUGGAUCUGGAUUGAUAUUUUCUGUGAAGCAGCUUCUAUCUUUACUCUUACAGUAAUUAGUAUUGAACGCUAUUUCAAAAUAUGUCGUCCGUAUGUAUAUUGCGAGAGGAUGACAAAAAGACUUGCGAUAUACGUAAUUGUCUUUGUAUGGAUAAUAGCAGCGUUGCUUGCAAGUCUUGCCAUGCUGCCUUUUGGAGAUAAAGGAAUCAUCAUUGACCGCAAUCAAUGCUACAAUUACAACAAGAUAUUCUACACCAUAGCGCCGGUUGUUGCUUUUUUUCUUCCUUUACUGAUCUUGAUUGUGAUGUACGCUAUGAUAUUUCGCAUUGCAAUUCUUCAUUUCAAAAAAUCCAACAGAGUUUUAAUGCGGGAUCCAACUUCAAGUCAUUACUCAGUCUAUAAGGAUCUCAAAGCCACUAAAACUCUGUUCAUUGUUGUUAGUACAUUCAUAGUAUGUUGGGGACCAUUUUUAUAUUUUUCAAAUAUACCAAUAUGGAUCCCAAUCCAUGACCCAUUAGGGAAGACAUUGAAAUAUUUGAAAACGGUGAUUGUCAUAAUUCUACCUUACGCAAACAGCUUUUUCAAUCCCAUCAUAUACGCUUGCUUCGAUAAAAGCUACCAAAGGGCAUUUCGAAAAAUUCUUCAGAAGACAUUUUGCCAUAAAUACCACGGACUUGGCCCAAAGAACGUAAAUAAAACUGAAAUGAAAGAAAGUGACGAAAACGAAAGGAAAUUCAAUUUGCCCUUGUAUGAAUUCAAGUCAGUGCAAAGAAAACGCUACAACAGAAGAAAUUUACAUCGAGCAGAUUUAUAAACAUGGAAACAUUUCAUUCUCAAACACUUUCAUAGAAGUUGUCGUAGUUUAUUGCGGAAAUAUAAUAUGUUCGGUUACUUCGGUAGAGGUAGCAGGCAGUGAAUCUAGAUUUAUCUCUUCCUCUUGACUUGCGUUUGUCUGCAUUUUUGACUGGCAUUGGAACGAAAUUUGGUUUCUCUACCAGUAAUUCAGUCUCAUAGCAAGAAGAAUGAGGACAGCAUUAUAUGUGCUUUAGGUAAUUAUAACAUGAACUUUUCAGGACAUUUUGGUCUUUUAAAAUAAGCAAAUAUUUGGCACGCAAUAUAAAGAAUACCGUUACAAUAAUGUAGAGAGAAAGUUGACAAUGGAAGCAAUCAUGUUUUGCGGUA